CGGAAUCCCAACAUGAGAUCACUUGUCGAUUGAAAUUUGUGCUGUGAAAAUGAGAGUGAUAAUUGUGGCGCUUCUGGCGAGUGUCGUUCGGGCUGAGUGGUAUACUAAUGGGAAUUUCUACCAGAUCUACCCCAGAUCCUUCAUGGAUUCGGAUGGCAAUGGGAUCGGGGAUCUCAAUGGCAUCACACAGAGGCUGCAGUAUGUGAAGGAUCUGGGCAUGAGCGGCACGUGGCUGUCGCCCAUCUUUAAGUCCCCCUUGAAAGACUUUGGCUACGACAUCUCGGAUUACAACAGCAUUCAACCCGAGUAUGGCUCGAUGGAGGACUUUGAGGCUCUAAUUGAGAAAGCCGAGGAAAUUGGGAUCAGGAUCAUCCUGGACUUCGUGCCGAAUCACACCAGCGAUCAGCACGACUGGUUCCAGAAAUCCGUGCGCAGGGAAACUGGCUUUGAGGACUUCUACGUGUGGCAUCCGGGUAAUGUUAACAAGACUGGACACCGUGUUCCGCCCACGAAUUGGGUGUCCGUGUUCAGAGGAAGUGCCUGGACGUGGAAUGAGGAAAGAGGAGAGUACUUCUACCACGCUUUCCUCAAAGAGCAGCCGGAUCUGAACUACAGAGAUCCCAAACUCGUGGAAGCAAUGAAGGAUGUGGUGAGAUUCUGGAUGAGGAAAGGUGUAUCUGGCUUCCGAAUCGAUGCUAUUCCGUAUCUCUUCGAGGUGGCGCCAGAUAGCGCUGGAAAUUACCCCGAUGAGCCCCUCACGGGCCCCUCUUGUCCCGAUCCCACCUAUGAUUGCUACACAAAGCACAUCUACACGCAGAACCUGCCCGAGACCUGGGACAUGAUUUACCAGUGGCGAGAAACGCUGGACGAGUACUCCAGUAUGACCAAAACCGAGACGAAGAUCAUGAUGAUUGAAGCCUACACGCCUCUGAACAACAUCAAGUACAUCUUCAGCGAUGGUCAUGGCAGGAAAGGAGCUCAGUUGCCGUUCAAUUUCGAGCUGAUCAGCAAUGUGAAUGGCAAGUCGUCGGCCAAGGAUGCCAAGCACUACAUCGACGCCUGGAUUGAUCGAUUGCCUGAAGGGGAGGAGAACAACUGGGUAAUGGGAAAUCACGAUAAUAAGAGAAUUGCCACGAAAUUCGGGAUCGACAGAGCGGAUCUCAUCAACGUGAUGCUGCAGACCUUGCCAGGCAUCGCUAUUACGUACAAUGGUGAGGAAAUGGCACUUCUGGACGUGUACAUCAGUUGGGAGGACACCAUUGAUCCCGCGGGAUGCAACACCAGCCCUGAUGUGUACCUGGACUACUCCAGAGAUCCCAAUCGCACUCCCUUCCCCUGGAAUGCCAACAAGAACGCAGGCUUCUCGACGGCCGACAAAACGUGGCUUCCGGUGUCGCCAGACUACAAGCAAGUGAAUGUAGAGGCGCAGGAAAACUCUCCUGUCAGUCACCUGAAAAUCUUCAAGAAGUUGACGAAGAUGCAUCAACACGAGAGAGCUUUCACGGAGGGAAAGCUGAGGAUGAAGCUCGUGGGAGCGGAUAUUCUGGCCUACGAGAGGAGAGUUCCAGGCACGAAGCCUUCAGAGAACUUUGUCGUGAUUCUCAAUUUCAGCAACAACACGCGCAAGAUCAACAUCCACGAUAUGUUCCCGCAAAUGUCCGAGACGUACAAGAUUGAGGUGGUCUCGCUGCACUCAUCACACAAUGAGGGGGAUAAAAUUGAUGGACGCAACUUUGAAGUGAAACCCAACGAAGCUUUCGUACUUCGUGGAGAAGCUUCAAGACUUUAUUCAUCUUUGAUUUUACUCUUCACACUCUUGUCAGCUUCCAUCAUUGGUUGAUUUCAGUUCACAGCAUUUCCUGUAAAAUCUUAUGCAUUAAAAUUCGUGUCUCUCCUA
This is a messenger RNA of Phlebotomus argentipes, 1897 nucleotides long. Its product is annotated as maltase A1-like. The record is from RefSeq and is a predicted model, not a curated record. The transcript has 2 exons. NCBI's taxonomy places the organism in Eukaryota, Metazoa, Arthropoda, Insecta, Diptera, Psychodidae. Bases 50 to 1840 code for a protein of 596 amino acids. Gene Ontology annotation, biological process: carbohydrate metabolic process.